Messenger RNA from Plutella xylostella (diamondback moth), 1630 nucleotides. It is a transcript of the gene Vps28, whose product is annotated as vacuolar protein sorting 28. Gene Ontology annotation, molecular function: protein-containing complex binding. Gene Ontology annotation, biological process: protein transport to vacuole involved in ubiquitin-dependent protein catabolic process via the multivesicular body sorting pathway. The record is from RefSeq and is a predicted model, not a curated record. Gene Ontology annotation, cellular component: ESCRT I complex. NCBI's taxonomy places the organism in Eukaryota, Metazoa, Arthropoda, Insecta, Lepidoptera, Plutellidae.
UUGUGUUUUGCUUUGUGAGUGAAUCACUUUAUUUAAUUAGAAAAGAAUUUUCUCAAUUUUGUAUUAAAAAUCUACGUUUUUGUGGAUUGUAAACCUAAAAAAAAGAUAGGUCUACAAGUAGAAGGAGAAGGCGUGGUCAGAUAUUGUUAAGAUAACAUAUUAUCAAUGAUGCAAGAUACCAGACCCGAGCUGUACGAAGAAGUAAAGCUGUACAGAAAUGCUAGAGAACGAGAAAAGCAUGACAACAUGGCAGAGCUGUACGCCGUGGUCUGCACCCUUCAGCACCUGGAGAAGGCGUACAUGAGGGACUGCGUGCCGGCGCCGGAGUACACGGCCGCGUGCAGCCGCCUGCUCGUGCAGUGCAGAGUCGCCUUCAAGCAGGUGCAGGGCGAGGAGUAUCCUAAUGUGGAGGCGUUUGUUAGCAAGUUCCGGCUGGACUGCCCAGCUGCUUUGGAGAGGAUAAGAGAGAACAAACCCAACUUGAUCAAGGAUGACAAAGGCAACACCAACAAAUACAUUGCAGAGAUUGUAUCUUUAUUCAUAACCCUGAUGGACAAGCUCCGCCUCGAGUUCAAGGCGAUGGACAUGAUCCAGCCGGAGCUGCGCGACCUGCGCGACACCAUGGACCGCCUGCAGAUGCUGCCCGACGACUUCGAGGGGAAGAUCAAGGUGGCAGAAUGGCUGGACAAGCUGGGCGCCAUGUCGGCGGCGGACGAGCUGUCGGAGGCGCAGGUGCGGCAGCUGCUGUUCGACCUCGAGUCCGCCUAUGGAGCCUUCAACAAGUUCCUGCACAAGGACUGAACUGGCAGUAGAGGUAUAAUAUUCCACGAUUCGGGCUCAAACGUAAAUGUGGCUCAUCUAUUUAAUACGGUUAGUGUAAGCCCAUAACUAUUAUGUAAUACUAUCUACUGUGUCUACCUAUCCUGCCUGUAAAUAAGUAAAUAAUAGGUACCUACACUCAGAUUCAUAAGAAGCUAUUAUGCACUUUUGUACCUUGUCAAACUAACAAGCCGUCACGUUUGAUGAAUUAGUGGAUUAGUUUGAUAAGGUGCAAAGGUGUGUGGCCACUUAUUAAGCUGAUUACAAUGGUUGAAAUUAAUAAAUAUUUUAAUGUAUUUCCAAAAAUCAUAGAACAAAAGUUGUUUUACGACUUAUGGAAAUUCAUAUACUUAAAUAUUUGUUAGAAAAUUCGCAAAUUUUAUGUUGUGUAUCUUACGUAUUAUACUUACCUAUAUUACUUAUACAUAAUAGUUGCCAUUUUAAAUAAUUAUGCACAUACCAAACAGUGUUUAUCACAACAGGUGACUUUGGGCUACUUAUUGAAUUUAAGUAUAUUUAUAAGUAAUUUUAUUAAUUUAUACAUUUAUGUAUCAGUUUCUGGCAACCUUCAGGGAUACGAAAACUUCCAGCACUAUUUAAAUAAAUAACCCAUAGAUGUUAAUUGUGAACAUCCUGAACCUAUAAGCAAUGUAAUUUUAUGUAAUGUAUUCUAUUUCACUCUUACUUAUAUCUAGGUACAAUAUUUUUAUUAUCUCACGGAUUAUUUAGACAAUAAAUAACAGGUACAAUACAACUAUUGUUUAAUCUAUACGUUAUUAAAUUGUUAAGAAUAAAUUUUGUAUCAUAAGUA